Pleuronectes platessa (European plaice) is the source of this 2231-nucleotide messenger RNA. Its product is annotated as C-X-C chemokine receptor type 2. Gene Ontology annotation, molecular function: C-X-C chemokine receptor activity. The transcript has 2 exons. Gene Ontology annotation, cellular component: membrane. The coding region runs from base 140 to 1222 and encodes 360 amino acids. The record is from RefSeq and is a predicted model, not a curated record. Gene Ontology annotation, biological process: neutrophil chemotaxis; G protein-coupled receptor signaling pathway; immune response. Lineage: Eukaryota; Metazoa; Chordata; Actinopteri; Pleuronectiformes; Pleuronectidae.
CACAAUCAGAAUGAGCCUGUGAGUCGGGCAGCAGAUGAGCCCCCGGUCAGAGUGAUGGGAGGAGUGUAGAGAAACACAAGUGUUGUUUCCCUGUCUCCUUGUGACACAAGUCGCUUCCUCCAGUAAAGAAGACACAACGAUGGCUGCUCCAAACACAUCUUCUUUAGUCUAUGACUUUGGCUCAAUUUACGAUGAACUCAACUUCACCUACAAUGACUCCGAGUUCUUCAUCGACCAUGAGACGCAGCCCUGCAGCCCCUUCUCCCCCUCAGACGCAGUCAUGGUUGGAGUCGGUAUAUUCUACAUCCUCGUCUUCCUGCUGGCCAUCCCUGGAAACCUGGUGGUGGGGCUGGUGAUCGGCCUCAGCAAUAAGGCGCUGCCGCCCUCUGACCUCUACCUCCUCCACCUGGCGCUGGCCGACCUCCUGCUCGCCGUCACUCUCCCAUUCUGGGCCGUCUCCGUCACGUGGGGCUGGGUGUUCGGAGACGCCAUGUGCAAAAUCAUCACCAUCCUCCAGGAGCUGAGCUUCUACUCCAGCAUCCUCUUCCUGACGUGCAUCAGCAUGGACCGCUACAUGGUGAUAGUGCGCGCCAUGGCUGCUCGCAAGGCGAACCGACAGCUGGUCAGCUGGGGAGUCUGUGGUGCUGUGUGGGCUGUGGGAGCGUGUUUGUCUAUGCCGGGCCUCUUCAGUACUUCUCUCUCUUCUGGAAACUCCAGUCGGACGGCCUGCACUGAACAUUACGAAACCGGCACCGCCGACAAGUGGCGGCUGGCCACCAGGAUGCUCCGCCAUUCCUUGGGUUUUGUCAUCCCCCUGGCCAUCAUGCUGCCCUGCUAUGGAGUCACCAUCCGGCGCCUCCUUCACGUCCGCGGGGGCUUCCAGCGGCAGCGGGCCAUGAGAAUGAUCGUGGUCGUGGUGGUCGCCUUUCUGCUCUGCUGGAUGCCGUACCACAUUGCGGUGAUGGCAGACACGUUUUUCAGGACAAAGAUAGUUCCCUACCGGUGCCCAGCAAGGAUGGCGGUGGAUCAGGCCAUGUUUGCCACCCAGAGUCUCGGCCUGCUCCACAGCUGCGUCAACCCGCUGCUGUACGCCUUCGUGGGAGAGAAGUUCCGGAAGAGGUUGCUGCAGCUCAUGAGGAAGGCUGGCGUCCUGGAGAGAGCAUCAGUGUCGAGGGCGAGCCGGUCCUCAAUGUCCUCAGAAAUCACAUCCACCGUCAUGUGACAACUUUCAACCAUUCAGACCAUUUACUGCAGGGAUUCACGUUUUGGACAAAAAGGGCCGGUUUUCAUUAUUAACUGCAAUAUUAUUAAACUCACCAAAGAACCAUGAGCGCUUCAUGAAAUGUAUAAAUACCUUUUCAUACUAUGAUCCAUUCUCUUUUGUUUUUGUUUAUCCAGGUUAAGCCACAAAUAUUUUAUUUGUGGUCAACCAUUUUAGUCCCAUCAGUGAAGCUUUGCACUGAGGAAACUGUGGGAAACUUAUUUGUCGAGUCUACAUUUCAACAUGAUGAUAUCUACGUGUCACAACACAGUAGAGAAGCAGCAGAAGACAGAAGUGGACAGUUCAGAAGUGUGUGUGAACUAUCAAGAUCCUUUUCUGCGAUUCAAAUUUACAAACCAAUGUGACCAUCCUUUGAAAAAGCAUUUUAAGAUUUUUUUUUUAUACUAAGACUUUCUAUUCAAAAAUCUGAAAGAGGAAAAAGGUAUAACAUUAUUAGAAUCAAGUUUUAUUGAGCUCGCAGGAGUUCCAUUACGUCUGCCUUCUGGAUUCUAAAUGGCUGAUCACUGUCGACCGCCACCACAUUUCCUCCUUCACAAAAGUGACAAUAUCUGUGUGGUUCUUUCUUCAGAAUAGACGCUUGCACAUUCCUUCCUUACACUUCUGACAAUGUGAUGCUCAUGUGAUAUGUAUUAAGUAAUAUGUAUUUUUGUUCCACAUUCUUCUUUUUAUCGCAGGCGACAAACAGAUCUGAUGAUAUUUACAAAUUGCGUGAAAGUACGACUUUAUUCUCAUAAAAAUCUUGUAAUGUUACUUUGUUCUCGAAGUGGCCGUGCUACUCCAUUGUGAUGCUCAAGCUCAGCAGCUCUCUUGUACAGAACUGUAUAGCCUCAUAUACGUUUUUAUAGUCAGCUAUUGAUUUUGAUAGGAUUGUUUGAGUUUUUUGUAUAAGCCGAAUACAACAGGUUGUUAUUCACAUGUGUUUAUCAAUAAAGUGUCAUACAAUUAUGAA